Paramisgurnus dabryanus is the source of this 2021-nucleotide messenger RNA. Lineage: Eukaryota; Metazoa; Chordata; Actinopteri; Cypriniformes; Cobitidae. The record is from RefSeq and is a predicted model, not a curated record.
CCACACAGCUGCGGUGCGGUGCGCGAUGUAGAGACGCAGACACACGGGCACGAGCAGAUGAAAAACGCACACACACGGUGGCGAGCUGAUGAAGCACGGGCUCAGUCACACCGAGAAACUUCGCGCGUUUGCAGAUGGACAAAGUUGAAGACGCGCUGAGACUUUAGUGAUCCUGCCAUCGUCUGGCCUGCGCGCCUAAUUACAAUGAGUGGAAAAGCGGCCCUCAACAAGGCGGUCUUCACACCGAAUGAUGAACGGAUGCUGGCAGCGGUACAGGUAAAGAGACGGACGAAAAAGAAGAUCCCGUUCUUGGCUACAGGAGGUCAGGGUGACUACUCAACAUUCAUUUGUUUAUCAGUGACCAGUAAGAAACCUACACAGGUGUUCAUCACAAAAGUAAAGCAGUUUGAGGGGUCGUCAUCAUUUGUAAGAAGAUCACAGUGGAGCAUCAGUCAGCUGAGAGAAGUGAACGCUCUCGACUCCACCCAAGAUUGUCCAGAGUUUGACCUGAUCUUUGAGAAUGGAUCAGAUCAGUGGACCGCUGGUUCAGCUGGAGAGAAGUCCAUGUUUAUUCAUAUCUUACAUCACACCUGUCAACGCUACAUGUCUGAAAGAAAACCAAACUUUAUCAACUGUCACUUAAGAACAUUGGAAGGUAACAGUGUUCUUCACAGCGCCACUGCCAGUGUAAGCAGUGCCGUACAGAAGGCCAGUCAGGCCCUGAAUGAACGCGGUGAGAGACUGGGACGCGUCGACGAGAAGACUGGCGAGAUGAUGAACAGUGCACAACAUUUCGCUGACACUGCACACAAGCUCGCCAUGAAGCACAAGUGUUAAGAUGUUUUGGGAUGUUUAUGGGAAACUGGUACUUAUUCUCUGUCAGAGACGUUCAGUGGAUUUACAUAAACGGCUGAGAACGUUGAACGGCACACAAAAACAUCUUUCCCUGUUCUCUUCUUGCUCAUUUUAACAUAAUAAGAGUUUUAAUAAUUGACAUCACAAAAUCAUUUUAGUGUGCAAUUCUUUUGUAAAAGAAAUCUAACAGUGAAUCUCUAAACCUAAAACUUUAUCUUACCUACAUUACAUUCUUUUGUUUUUUUGCUCACCUUGUUGUUAUAAAUAAAAACAUGUUUUGAUAAUUUUAUAUUAUUAUCUGAAUAAACUGACCUUCUAAAUGGAUCAUUUGAAAAUGUAGUAAAUCUUGCACAAGCUGAGCUGUUGAAAUAUCUUCACAUCACCUCAGAGAUCUAUAAACUUCAGUAUCACUGAUGUCCCCUUCAUACUCUCUCCAACAUACAGUGGAUAUACUCAAAAGAUUGAGACCACAUUAAAAGUCUUUGUUCAGUUGGAUUCUCUUUUGAAAAUAGAGAGACUACUCGUCCAACAUCAGUGGCUGACCUUACAAAUGUGGUUUUAGAAGAAUGGUCAAGCAUUCCCAUAAACACACUCUUAAACCUUGUAGAAAGUCAUCCAAGAAAAGUUGGCCAACUCCAUAUGAAACCCUAUGGAUUAGAAAUUGGAUUUCAUUCAUAUGUAUGUGCAUAUAAAGACGGUGUCCCAAAAAGUUUGGCAAUAUAUUGUAUGUUGUUAAUUACGCAAAUUUACAUCAUGUAAGGAAUCAUUUGAAUUAUUUGAAAAUAAUAAUGCACACCCAAGGUGGUAAUGUGGCAUGACGCAAAGCGGAGAUAUACUGUGGGUGUGCAUUAUUUUCAAAUAAUUUAAAGGACCGGAGUCAAUUAUUCUGCUUAUAACACAGUUACCACAGACAUCGCUCUGGUGGUUAUUUGACAGCUUAGGUGUGCAUUUUACAGAAAAAAAAUCAAUACCCAUGAAACAUAUCUCAACCAAUCAGAACAAAGCAUUCAACAGGCUCGUGCGUGGUAUAAACCGUAUUAAUUCAUAGGGCAGUAUCUGGGUUAGGCUGUGUUAGUUUCAGGCAGUUGUUAUCUUGGAAUAAAAUACCUUGAAAUGUUGCAACUGGCCAAUCAGAUCCCAGCAUUUUAGAGUGCCAUGUAAUAAUA